This is a messenger RNA of Populus euphratica (Euphrates poplar), 5137 nucleotides long. It is a transcript of the gene VPS15, whose product is annotated as protein kinase family protein / WD-40 repeat family protein. Gene Ontology annotation, molecular function: protein serine/threonine kinase activity; protein binding; ATP binding. The record is from RefSeq and is a predicted model, not a curated record. The coding region runs from base 168 to 4805 and encodes 1545 amino acids. NCBI's taxonomy places the organism in Eukaryota, Viridiplantae, Streptophyta, Magnoliopsida, Malpighiales, Salicaceae. The transcript has 11 exons. Gene Ontology annotation, cellular component: nucleus-vacuole junction; late endosome; phosphatidylinositol 3-kinase complex, class III, type II. Gene Ontology annotation, biological process: late endosome to vacuole transport; autophagy of peroxisome; protein phosphorylation.
UAUGGGACGGAGGAGAGGGAAUGCUUCAAUUUAUGGUUUAUCUCUCCCUAUCUCCUUCCUCUUUCGGGUUCGGGAUAAUUGUAAAAGCAAAACGAUCUCAGAAGAAGACCUAAUGGUAAAAUUCAAUUAGAAUAGAUUUAAAAUUACAAAAAAAGAAAAAGGAAAGCAUGGGAAACAAAAUCGCGCGGACGACGCAGGCAUCGGCAUCAGAGUACUACCUGCACGACCUGCCGUCAUCGUAUAAUUUGGUACUGAAGGAGGUGCUAGGCCGAGGCAGGUUCUUCAAGUCUAUACUGUGCAAGCACGAUGAGGGAUUAGUUCUGGUCAAGGUUUAUUUCAAGCGUGGUGAUAACAUUGAUCUCACCGACUACCACCGCCGUCUCAUCAACAUCAAGGAUACCUUCCAUGGUCUUGACCAUCAUCACGUCUGGCCCUUCCAGUUUUUUCAAGAAACAGAUAAAGCGGCCUAUCUUUUGAGGCAAUACUUCUUCAAUAAUCUUCAUGAUCGAUUGAGUACUCGUCCUUUUCUCAGUCUCGUUGAAAAGAAGUGGUUGGCAUUCCAGUUGCUUCUUGCGGUGAAACAGUGUCAUGACAAGGGCAUUUGUCAUGGUGAUAUCAAAUGCGAGAAUGUGCUGGUUACUUCCUGGAAUUGGCUUUAUCUUGCUGACUUCGCCUCAUUUAAACCAACUUACAUCCCUUAUGAUGAUCCUUCGGAUUUCUCAUUCUUCUUUGACACAGGAGGAAGAAGGCUCUGUUAUCUUGCACCCGAGAGAUUUUAUGAGCAUGGAGGCGAGGUGCAAGUUGCUCAAGAUGCACCCCUAUUGCCGUCCAUGGACAUAUUUGCUGUAGGGUGCGUCAUUGCGGAGCUUUUUCUUGAGGGUCAGCAACUGUUUGAACUCUCCCAGCUUCUUGCUUAUCGUAGAGGACAAUACGAUCCUAGCCAAUAUCUUGAAAAGAUCCCAGAUUCUGGAAUCCGCAAGAUGAUACUGCAUAUGAUCCAGUUGGAGCCUGAGGCACGUCUUUCUGCUGAAAGCUACCUACAAGAUUAUGCAGCUGUUGUGUUUCCAAGCUACUUCUCACCCUUUCUGCAUAAUUUUUACUGCUGCUGGAAUCCACUUCAUUCUGACAUGAGGGUUGCAAUAUGCCAGAGUGUUUUCCAUGAGAUACUUAAGCAAAUGAUGGGAAACAGGACAAGUGAGGUGGCUGGCACCAGACGAGACAUGUUUGCAAAUAGUUUGAAUGGGAAACUAUCAGAAGAGAUGGUUGAAAAACAAAACUUGGACUCGACAAGUCAUUGGAGAAACAGAGAGAGAAUAGAAAAUGGUUUAAGUUGUCAACAGUACAAUCUUCUUGGAGAUAUCAAUAGCCUGCUUGGGGACGUAAAACAAAGUAGUGGGUAUUAUAGUGCGAAAUUGAUGCCUGAUAGUGCACCUGGUUCUGAAUUUUGCCAGGAUCUCAAGCAAUGCAGCACCAAAUCUCCUGAUGAGCUUCUUCAAACUAUCUCAAAUGCAUUUAGGAGAAAUGAUCAUCCAUUUCUGAAAAAAAUUACAAUGGAUGAUUUGAGUUCAUUGAUGUCUGAGUAUGACAGUCAAUCAGAUACCUUUGGUAUGCCUUUUUUACCGUUACCUGAAGAUAGCAUGAAAUGUGAAGGUAUGGUUCUGAUUGCCUCUCUGCUAUGCUCUUGCAUACGUAAUGUCAAGUUGCCACAUUUGAGGAGAGGAGCUAUACUUUUAUUGAAGUCUUGUUCAUUAUAUAUUGAUGAUGAAGAUCGCUUACAGCGUGUGCUGCCAUAUGUUAUUGCAAUGCUUUCGGAUCCAGCAGCAAUAGUGCGUUCUGCUGCCUUGGAAACCUUGUGUGACAUUCUGCCUUUAGUUCGUGAUUUUCCUCCUAGUGAUGCAAAGAUUUUCCCUGAGUAUAUUCUUCCAAUGCUUUCCAUGCUUCCUGAUGAUCCCGAGGAAAGUGUGAGAAUAUGUUACGCCAGCAAUAUAGCGAAGCUGGCUUUAACUGCUUAUGGGUUCUUGAUUCAUUCAAUAAGCUUGAGCAAGGCAGGUGUUCUUGAUGAAAUGAGUUCACCACAGAAUUCGAUGGCAUCAUUUAUUGAAAGACCUGGGCAGCUGCAGAGAGUAAAUAAUGAUGCGCAGUUGUCACAGCUGAGGAAAUCAAUUGCUGAGGUUGUUCAGGAACUUGUCAUGGGUCCAAAACAAACUCCAAAUAUCAGGAGAGCACUCCUUCAGGACAUUGGCAAUCUGUGCUUCUUCUUUGGCCACAGACAAAGCAAUGACUUUCUGUUACCAAUCCUUCCUGCAUUUCUCAAUGAUCGAGAUGAGCAACUAAGGGCAUUAUUCUAUAGCAAGAUUGUAUAUGUCUGCUUCUUUGUGGGCCAAAGAAGUGUGGAAGAAUAUCUUUUACCUUACAUUGAUCAGGCCUUAAGUGAUCAAACUGAGUUUGUCAUUGUAAAUGCAUUAGACUGCUUGGCAAUUUUGUGUGAACGCGGCUUCCUACGGAAGCGGGUACUGCUUGAAAUGAUAAAGCAUGCCUUUCCAUUGUCAUGCUAUCCUAGUCAAUGGGUUAGAAGGUCAGCUGUCUCUUUCGUUGCUGCCUGCAGUGAGAGUUUAGGAACAGUAGAUUCAUAUGUUUUCCUAGCACCAGUUAUACGCCGGUUCCUUUGCAGACAUCCAGCUUCUCUAGCUUCAGAGAAGUCUCUACUUUUAUGUUUGGUUCCUCCAGUUACAAGACAGGAGUUUUACCACAACUUAGAAAAUGCCCAGAGUUCAGACAUGUUAGAGAGACAGAGGAAAAUAUGGUACAAUCCAUCAGCCCAGUCAAAACAAUGGGAACCUGAUGAUUUGCUCAAGGGAGAAGAUAAGGAACCGAAUUCAGUGAAGAGUUGGCCUGAAAAGGAAUCAAGUCCUGAGGAUCAAAAUCAUGAUGCUGAUAGAUUGGAACAGCCAGAGGAUGGUGAUGCAAAGUUAAUAGCUAUGGGCUUUAUGGCCAAUGCUUCCAGCAAAGUCGACAUUCGUGAUGCCCUGUGCUCAGAGAAGUUGCAAUUCUCAGGUUGUAUGUCCCCUCAGUUUAGUGGUGUGAAUAGCUUUUUACAUGAUAAAUCCUCAGAAGGCAUACCCUUAUACUCCUUUAGCAUGGACAGGCGAGCAGUUAAAUUUCCUCCAGCAACAUCUGAUUCUUCGUUGCAAAUGAACUCCCUUGCAUUCAGUUCAUCAUUCAUGCCCUGGGUGGAUCCAGGAAUUAAAUCAUUUAGCCUGGCUAGUUCUGUUCCUGCACCUAAGCUGGUUUCAGGUUCAUUUAGCAUUACAAAUGGUUCUAAACCAUUUUAUAGAGUGGUACAUGAACCAGAAAGCAGAGAAAAUGAGCAAACAUCAUUCUUUAAUGGUAAAUAUCAAGAUAUGGGAUUAUAUGGAACUUCAAAAGGAAGUUCUUUUACGGUGGAAGAUGCCCCCCCAACAGAUCUAACUGGAUUGCCGUUAUUUGCACGGGCUGCUUCAAUUCCUGAUUCAGGUUGGAAACCUCGUGGGGUGUUGAUUGCGCACUUGCAGGAGCACCGGUCUGCCAUCAAUGACAUUGCAGUUUCAAGUGAUCAUAGCUUUUUUGUGAGCGCAUCUGAUGAUUCAACUAUCAAGGUGUGGGAUUCAAGAAAAUUGGAGAAGGACAUCUCAUUUAGAUCAAGGUUAACUUAUCACCUGGAGGGGAGUCGAGCGCUAUGCACUGUUAUGCUUCACAACAUAGCUCAAGUUGUUGUUGGAGCAUGUGAUGGCACAAUUCAUAUGUUUUCUGUUGAGCACAUGUCCAGAGGCCUUGGUAAUGUUGUUGAGAAGUAUUCAGGGAUUGCUGAUAUAAAAAAGAAGGAUAUCAAGGAAGGUGCCAUUCUUAGUCUUUUGAACUACACCAGUGAUAACAGUGAUGGCCAGAGUGUUAUGUACAGCACCCAAAAUUGUGGGAUCCAUCUCUGGGAUAUCAGGGCCCAUUCAAACGCCUGGACAUUAAAAGCAGUUCCUGAGGAAGGCUACAUAUCGUCUCUGGUUACAGGUCCUUGUGGAAACUGGUUUGUCUCAGGCUCUUCCAGGGGUGUGCUAACACUUUGGGAUCUGAGGUUCCUUAUCCCUGUAAACUCAUGGAAGUAUUCUCAUGUAUGCCCUGUAGAGAAGAUGUGCCUCUUUGUUCCUCCUCCAAAUGUCACUGUAACCAGCACUGCAAGACCACUCAUAUAUGUUGCUGCAGGGUGUAAUGAAGUUUCUCUUUGGAAUGCUGAGACUGGGAGCUGCCACCAGGUCAUGAGGGUUGCAAAUUAUGACAACGAAGAAAUUUCUGAUAUACCAUGGGCCUUGGCCAGGCCAUCCAGUAAGACAAAUCUUAAACUAGAUGUGAGGCGGAAUGUCAAACCAAAGUACAGAGUCGAGGAGCUUAAUGAACCGCCUCCUCGUUUUCCUGGUAUUCGUGCGAUGCUUCCCUUACCAGGUGGUGAUUUGUUGACUGGGGGAACUGAUUUGAAGAUACGUAGAUGGGACCAUUUGAGCCCUGACCGGAGCUAUUGUAUUUCUGGGCCAAAUUUGAAUGGAGCUGGGAAUGAUAAUCUGUAUGAAACAAGGUCGAGUGUUGGAGUGCAAAUUGUACAGGAGACUAGAAGACGACAUUUAACAGCCAAGCUGACAGCGAAGCAAGUUCUUGCAGCUGCAGCUACUGAUUCUGCUGGUUGCCACCGAGAUGCCAUUCUCUCUUUGGCUUCUGUCAAGUUGAACCAGAGACUUUUGAUUUCAAGUAGCAGAGAUGGGGCUAUCAAGGUUUGGAAGUAAAUGAAGUACGCAUAAAAGUUUAUUUUCGUACAUAUAAUGCUAGUUCAAAUUGUACAUAGAACAUUAAGAUAGGAAAAAAUGGUUAAAUUAUAAUCUGGUGUUGAAUUUAAUGUCCAACCAUGGGCAUAUACUCUCUCUUCUCGGUUGCUCUUUCAUUUUUUCAAAUUGUGCUCUUCUAAGCUUGUAGGAAUUCUAGAUGAUAUGUAUUGUUAACCUGCUCACUACUCUCGGGUAGGUUAACUCUGUACCCAUAUGUAAUGGGACAUAAAAUACCCCUAUCUAUCAUCAUCCACUUCAAAUCAAAUUCAAUAAACUGGUCUAUCAAAUGAAAA